UAUGCUGUAAUAACCCAGAUGAAUAUUACGUCUGCCUUCUGAACGGUGAACUUAGUCUUGUUUAUGCUCUAGUGGUGUCUGUUCCUCGCUUUUGUUGAAAAAAAAAUUUACUACAGCACGACUUUGUUCAUCACAUAGCUUGCGGUUGUUGCAAAUCGGAAAUCAUGUCGAAAAACUCGAUAGUGGAGUGGUACAAUGGCAAGUCGAUUUUCAUAACCGGCGGAAGCGGCUUUAUGGGCAAAGUCCUUAUCGAGAAGCUGUUGUUUUCGUGCACCGGAGUCAAAGAGAUCUACGUUUUGAUGCGCUCCAAAAAAGGAAAAAGUCCGGUGACACGGAUUCAAGAUAUGUGGAAAUUACCUAUGUUCGCUCGUCUGCGCGAAUCGCAGCCCGAGGCAAUCAAAAAAGUGGUCCCUGUCGUCGGAGACUUGAACAGCGAAGGCUUGGGUUUGAGCCCCCACGAUUUGAGUUUACUUGUCACUAAUGCCAAUGUGGUGUUCCAUUGUGGGGCCACCCUCAAGCUUGAGGCCUCCCUCAAGGACGCCGUUGAACAGAAUACUGCAGGGACGGCUCGAGUCAUUGACGUUUCGAAACAAAUGAAACAUUUGUGCGUUUUUGUGUAUUUUAGUACGGCGUUUUGUUCUGCAGAUAUUGACGUCUUUGAGGAAAAGGUUUACGACUGCCGUGAUAACCCCCGUGACGUGAUCGAAGUGUCCCGAUGGAUGAAAAACGACGCCUUGGACCCCGUCACCAAAUCCAUAAUAGCCCCCCAUCCCAAUACAUACACUUACAGUAAACGACUCGCCGAAAAAUUAGUCGCUGAUGAAUUAGAAAAUAUGAGAGUUUGUAUUGUUCGACCUUCAGUUGUCACGCCGGCCGUUAAGGAACCCCUACCAGGAUGGGUGGACAGUUUAAACGGCCCAAUGGGGCUACUAGUCGGCGCUGGAAAAGGGGUGAUACGAUCCAUGCACGUCAAGGCCGAAAACAGGGCACAAACAGUACCCGUCGACAUUGCAAUCAAUGCCACGAUUGUGAUUGCGCAAAGGAUCGGCUCGAGCACGGAAAAACUGAAGGAAGUCCCGGUGUAUAAUUUGACCCAAGACGAGGUGGUGCCCUACACCAUGGGCGAAAUUCUGGACAUUGGGCGUCGAAUCGUCUACGAGAACCCUUUCGAAAUGCAGAUUUGGUACCCCGAUGGUGAUAUUCGCUCCUCGCGUUUCAUUCACAACAUUUAUUGCAUUUUUUUGCACUGGUUACCGGCCUAUUUAAUCGACUUUCUUUUGUUUCUCUUCCGAUACAAAACCUUCAUGGUGCGAUUACAAAGGAAAAUCCACGACGGGUUAGAACUUUUACAGUUUUUCACAGUCCGGCAGUGGAUUUUCCGGAGUGGGAAUUUUCUCGCGUUAAGUAAAAAUAUGACAGAUGAGGAGAAUAAAACUUUUCCGAUGGAUUUCAAAGCCGUACCUGUGGAGGAGUAUUUGACCACGGCGGUGUUGGGGGCGAGGCAAUACUUGAUGAAGGAGGACUUAUCAACAAUUCCACGUUGCAGAACAAAACAAAAAUUUUUGUAUGUUAUUCAUAAAAUAUUUGUUUAUGGUAUUUAUCUGCUCCUCAUAUGGAUGCUUGUGUCAAUAUUACCGCAUUUGAAAGUCAUGUUUGAUGCUGCUGGACGCUAUGCUCACAAGCUACCCAUUGUUGGGACAUUUAUUUCGAAGUAAAUGGUGAGGGGGAGGGGGUGUUUGCACCAGUAUUGUUAUAUUUUGUAAAUCUGAAAAAAGAAUAAAUAUUUUUAUAACUUGUCA
Messenger RNA from Tribolium madens (black flour beetle), 1799 nucleotides. Its product is annotated as putative fatty acyl-CoA reductase CG5065. The record is from RefSeq and is a predicted model, not a curated record. Gene Ontology annotation, molecular function: alcohol-forming very long-chain fatty acyl-CoA reductase (NADP+) activity. Bases 165 to 1715 code for a protein of 516 amino acids. NCBI's taxonomy places the organism in Eukaryota, Metazoa, Arthropoda, Insecta, Coleoptera, Tenebrionidae. Gene Ontology annotation, cellular component: peroxisome. Gene Ontology annotation, biological process: long-chain fatty-acyl-CoA metabolic process. The transcript is spliced from 8 exons.